AAUAUUUGGUCGCCGUAUGAACGUGAGGUUGUUUACGUUCCUGCAAGUCACCGGAGCCGCCGCCGCCGCACCGCAGACAAGUUCCUCCCCUGCCCGAAGUGCUCGCCGCUGUACCUCGCCACGAUGGAGCUGGAGUGUCUCAUUGGUAUGAGGUUCAAUGAUUUUGUGCUGAUGGCAACAGACAUGAGCCAUCUUCAGAGGAUCAUGGUGCAAAAAUCAGAUGAUGACAAGAUGCAUCAGCUAUCAAGCCAUUUGGUGAUGGCAGUGGCUGGAGAGGCAGGAGACACCACCCAAUUUGCAGAAUACAUAGCCAAGAACAUUCAGUUAUACAAGAUGCGCAAUGGCUAUGAGUUGUCUCCCUCUGCUGCCGUACACUUCACACGCCACACUCUCGCCACCCACCUUCGCUCAAGGGAACCCUACACAGUAAACCUGUUGAUGGGAGGAUUCGAUCCCAAAACGAGCAAAGCAGAAUUGUUCUACAUGGACUUCCUGGGUUCCUCAGUUCCAGUCAAUUUCUAUGGGUUUGGGUAUGGCGGCAUGUUCACUCUGUCCAUCACUGACAGGGAGUACAGACCUGACAUGACGGAAACAGAGGCUUAUGACCUCAUGAAGAAAUGUGUAUCGGAGGUGAAGCGGAGGUUUAUCGUGAACCUUCCCAAGUUCCGGGUGCGCCUGAUCAACAAGGAUGGGCUGAAGGAUCUGCCGGUCAUUGUUGCCGAAGGAGAGGCAGCAUAGGGAACCACUGACACACAACAGUACUAUGUUUUCUUUUGGUAACCAUCCAGUAAUAUUCUAAUGACAUACUAGAAGUCUUUAAUGUUUAGGAAUACCCAUUGUGUGACUCAUUACGUAAUAAACAUUUUGAAUAAUGAGUUGGUGUUUGUGUUUGCAAGAAUAAACAAAUUUCCAGUGAA
Eriocheir sinensis (Chinese mitten crab) is the source of this 917-nucleotide messenger RNA. Its product is annotated as proteasome subunit beta type-2-like. Gene Ontology annotation, biological process: proteasomal protein catabolic process. Gene Ontology annotation, molecular function: peptidase activity. The transcript is spliced from 5 exons. Bases 124 to 738 code for a protein of 204 amino acids. The record is from RefSeq and is a predicted model, not a curated record. NCBI's taxonomy places the organism in Eukaryota, Metazoa, Arthropoda, Malacostraca, Decapoda, Varunidae. Gene Ontology annotation, cellular component: proteasome core complex, beta-subunit complex; cytosol; nucleus.